Molecule: messenger RNA, 1338 nt
Organism: Scophthalmus maximus (turbot)
Lineage: Eukaryota; Metazoa; Chordata; Actinopteri; Pleuronectiformes; Scophthalmidae
Product: tetraspanin-7-like
Exons: 8
Coding region: 392-1141 (249 amino acids)
Cellular component (GO): membrane
Source: RefSeq, a predicted model, not a curated record
GUCAGCGAGUGCAGAAGAAGAAUCUCUCAAAUUCUUCACACCGACCUGAGAUCCUCCAACAUGGCCGCCGCUCGUUGGUCAUCGCUUCACAGCUGCGUGUCGGAGGAGGUCCGUCUCCAUGACGACCACCUGGUGUUAACUGUGAGCUGCGUGUGAACGAGUCUCACUGAGCGUCUCGCACCGGACCUGCAGGGUCAGGAUCCCUUGGCUCUGGUGGACCUGGUUCUGGUGGACCUGGUGAGUCAGGAUCUGGUUCUGGUUCUGGCGGAACUGGUGAGUCAGGAUCUGGUUCUGGUUCUGGCGGAACUGGUGAGUCAGGAUCUGGUUCUGGUUCUGGUGGACCCGGUGAGUCAGGAUCUGGUGGAUCUGGUUCUGGUGGACCUGGUGGACUAUGGCUCGCAGGAGGAUGGAGACCCAGCCAGUGAUCUUGUGUGUGAAGACGCUGCUGCUGCUCUACUCCUUCAUCUUCUGGGUGACGGGCGUGGUCCUGCUGGCAGUCGGGUUGUGGUGGCGGUUCAUGUUGGGUCCGUACAUGUUGCUGAUCUCCAGCGGACCGUCCGUCGCUCCGUACGUCCUCACCGGCACCGGCGCCGCCGUCGUGCUCUUCGGACUCUUCGGCUGCUUUGCCACCUGCAGGGGGCGCCCCUGGAUGUUAAAGCUGUAUGCUGCCUUCCUGUCUCUGGUCUUCAUGACUGAACUUAUCGCAGGAAUCUCUGGAUUCAUCUUUCGUCACGAGAUCAAAGGGACCUUCCUCACCACCUACAGUGACGCAGUGAUGAACUACGACGGACGAGACGACAGGAGUCUGGCUGUGGACGGAGUCCAGAGACGAUUGCGUUGCUGUGGCGUGUACAACUACACCACGUGGCUGAGCAGUGUGUACUUCCCGGGCGGGGGGAUUCCUGCCAGCUGUUGUGUGAGUUUGUCCGACUGCAGCGGAGCCGACCUGAAGAACACAACGCUGGCCCCGCGCAAAGUCCACAAACAGGGUUGUUAUGGGCUGGUGACGUCCGUCAUCGAGGGCAACAUGGGAAUCAUCGCUGGCGUGACGUUCGGCGUCGCCUUCUCUCAGUUGGUGGGAGUGUCUCUGGCCUGCUGCUUGUCUCGCUUCAUCAACGCCAACCAGUACGAGAUGGUGUGACAGGUGAGACAGACAGGGAAACCACCAGGAGGCUCGUCACCAUGGAAAAACACAAAUACCUCUUCCUGGAAGCUGAUUGGUCGUCUAUUUGUGUGAAAAUCUGUGGACGUUCACGUCAAGAAAUAAUCAAUAAUCAAUAAUAAUAUUAAAUAACUUCAUAACAAUGUGAUGAUGCCACCAGGGGGCCGCAGACUGAA